GCUGGCAAGAACGCGUUCCUGGCGGAGUCGACUCGGCGAAGAAUCGUUCCAGCGCCGAGUCAACUCAACAUAAGGACGACUCCAGAUCUCGAGUCCCGCGCAACGAAUCCCACACAUCAACGAUGCGGGCAAAAUCGUCGGCGCCGCCGCCGCCUUCCGGCUACGGCGCCGCCGCGACCACCACCGCCGCCGACCACCACCGCCGCCGCCACCGCGAGGCCGACCUCCCAGACCCCCUUCGCCACCCUCUCCUACACCCCUCCGUCGGCGGCGCCCGCGCCGCCGCGUCCUCCUUCCUCGCCACCCGCCGCCCCUGGCGCGAGUUCCUCGACGUCACCGCCCUCUCCCUCCCCCACGGCUACGCCGACGCCACCGCCCGCAUCCGCCGCAACUGCGACCACUUCCGCGUCAACUACGCCAUGGUCGCCCUCGGCAUCCUCUUCCUGAGCCUCCUGUGGCACCCGGUCUCGAUGAUCGUCUUCAUCGCCGUCUUCGUCGGCUGGUACUUCCUCUACUUCGCCCGCGACAGCCCGCUGGUGGUCUUCGGUCGGACCAUCGACGAUAGGAUCGUGAUGGCGGCGCUCGGCCUGGUGACCGUCGUCGCUCUGGUGCUGACCGACGUGGGGCUGAACGUGCUGGUCGCGCUGUUGAUCGCGGUUUUCCUCCUAGGGCUGCAUUCCGCGUUCCGGAAUCCGGACAACUUGUAUGUGGAUGAAGAGACCGCGGCCGAGGGCGGUUUGGUGUCGGUUGUCGGCGGUCAGCCGAUGAGAGCCACGGCCUAUACCCGGAUUUGAGGGCUCUGAGGGUGUCUUGUAAUCAUUUUGAUUGCGUUGAGAGAUUGUGGAGGAUUUUUUUCCGAAACGGUGCUUGUUCGUUCGCUUGGUGUAAUGUAUGAUGCAGUGUUUUUGAUUCAGCAGCUCGAGAUGCAAUUCUUGAAUUUUUGAUGGAAUCUGGAUCAAUGUGAGCCUUUGAUAGAAUUCAUGGUGACUGUCGCAUUGAGAUUUGGCUUCGUGUUGCUCGGUUUUUGAAAAUGGCUGAGGAAACUCCUUGGAUCUUUCGAUGCGGUCUUCUGGUUCCCGGACAGCAAACAAAGGCAAGAGUGGUUCUGCUGUGUUCAGGAGAGUGUGUUCUUGGAAAGAUCGAACCUGUGGUAGUACUCGUGUUCGUUCGCAGCAGAGAACCUCAUGGUAUGCUUGUCGUCCGUUUUGUAGCCGAAAAGACACUGAGGGAAUGAUAAUUUUGUGGUGUUGUCCAAUUGAACUGGGAAGACCUUUUCUUUGAUUUACUCAGGAAAACUGUAGAUGCUAUUUCAAUGGAUUCCGGUCGUUCUUGUUCGUCC
Molecule: messenger RNA, 1339 nt
Organism: Eucalyptus grandis
Lineage: Eukaryota; Viridiplantae; Streptophyta; Magnoliopsida; Myrtales; Myrtaceae
Product: PRA1 family protein E
Exons: 1
Coding region: 123-794 (223 amino acids)
Biological process (GO): vesicle-mediated transport
Cellular component (GO): Golgi apparatus; endoplasmic reticulum
Source: RefSeq, a predicted model, not a curated record